Messenger RNA from Laccaria bicolor S238N-H82, 507 nucleotides. RefSeq lists its product as uncharacterized. The transcript has a single exon. Bases 1 to 507 code for a protein of 168 amino acids. The record is from RefSeq and is a predicted model, not a curated record. NCBI's taxonomy places the organism in Eukaryota, Fungi, Basidiomycota, Agaricomycetes, Agaricales, Hydnangiaceae.
AUGGGCGUUGGCGGGCGUUUAUUCAAGAUUGUCCGUUUGGGCCGAGGAGGGUUCCAGUUGGCGGUCAAUUUCGGUCCGCAGAUUAUUCCACUCUUUAAGGAGGCCAGGAAUUUGCUUUGGGUGGGCUUCCAGGUUCCUCAUGCGAUUACGAAUAUGGCGAAGGAUGCGAAGAGGGUUUAUCCCCAUGCUGUUAGUUUGAUGGAAACUGCUAGUUUGACGGAAACUGCUAGUUUGAUGGAAACUGUGAGUUUGUCAUACAGGCAAUACGACCCUCUGUCCCUAUCCUGGCUUUUGUACAUGCAUCGCAUCGGACUGCUAGACUGGGAGUGGAAGCCGAGAGUGUUUCCGUGCUUAUCUUUCGGUGGGCAGGAAUACAUGGUGCGGACGACGACUUUGCUUGCCGCUGGCUCUGGUGGUCCUACGUCAUCACUCGGGAAGUCCAGCGUUAAGGAAACGCCACCAUCAUCGACGUUAACGCCAAAGCCCACGAGGUCAGCGAUGUCUUGA